Phialemonium atrogriseum is the source of this 3079-nucleotide messenger RNA. Its product is annotated as tRNA ligase 1. Lineage: Eukaryota; Fungi; Ascomycota; Sordariomycetes; Cephalothecales; Cephalothecaceae. Gene Ontology annotation, molecular function: RNA ligase (ATP) activity; phosphoric diester hydrolase activity; GTP-dependent polyribonucleotide 5'-hydroxyl-kinase activity. Gene Ontology annotation, biological process: tRNA splicing, via endonucleolytic cleavage and ligation. Gene Ontology annotation, cellular component: nucleus. The record is from RefSeq and is a predicted model, not a curated record. The transcript is spliced from 2 exons. The coding region runs from base 336 to 2810 and encodes 824 amino acids.
AGUAAGGAUCGAACCCCUAUUGGGAACCUAGAAAGGCUGAGUCGGCUUGGUGCAGUUGGAUCUGGCUGCAAAUUGUCUGGCUAGGAUGUGUGACUCUUAUCGGCGGCGUAGAGCUCUGGUGGGAUGCAAUCAGCCCCGAACAGCUUCAUUGAAUGGCAAAAAUGUUGACUGGGAGUUAUUCUUGACUCAUAUCCGUAAUUGAACCUUUCCCCAGCCUGUCUUUGAGCCUUCGCCUCGAGGACCACCUUGCCCGUCGCGCCUUCCUGGGGCCUGCAAUUGCCUCGUCGCUAAAAACUUUGGACCCCAUUCGCCAAUUCACGUCAUUGCCUUCGGCCAUGGAUCAAGUCGCCUCAACUGACGUCGACCCAGUCGCUCAACACAUGGCUCCUCCGUACGUCAGCCAGGACAUCCAGGAGGUUGCUGCUCUAGUACGAACCCUGGAUGACCACACCAAGAAGAAGCAGGGUUUCAGCGUCAAGAAGACUCGGUUCAACGUAGCUGGCUCCCGUGACGGCCUUGCUGUCGACUCUUGGCGGUUCCAGGACUGGGAUUACAAGAAGAAAUAUCUGCCCACCUAUGCUCGCGGACUCUUCACCACCAGGGGGCCGCACGGCGCCCCCGAGAUCGCCGUCCGCGGAUACGACAAGUUUUUCAAUGUCAACGAAGUGUCCGAGACGCGAUGGGAGAACAUCAAGGCCAACACCAAGGGUCCCUACGAACUGACGCUGAAAGAGAAUGGCUGCAUCAUCUUCGUCAGUGGCCUCGCGGACGACACCCUACUUGUCUGCAGCAAACACUCGACUGGGGAGCGCAGCGAUGUCGAGGUCAGCCAUGCCGUCGCUGGCGAGCAGAGGCUGGAGCGACAGUUGGAGCGGAUCGGGAAGACCAAACAGGACCUCGCCCGGGAGUUAAGGAAACGGAAUAUCACCGCCGUUGCCGAGCUUUGCGACGAUUCCUUUGAGGAGCAUAUCCUUGCCUACGGCCCGGAGAAGGCCGGUCUCUACUUGCAUGGCCUGAAUCUCAACGUCCCCGAAUUUACGACAUAUCCCGGCCCCCUCGUGCAACAGUUCGCAGCCGAGUGGGGUUUCGUCAAGACAGGCUUGAUACUCAUAGACGACGUCGAGCAAGUCCAAACUUUUCUCGAAGAGGUUGCAGAAACCGGUGCCCACGACGGACGUGAUGUCGAAGGCUUUGUUAUCCGAUGCAAAUUGACCUAUGAUCCGCAGAAGAGGGUCUUCCAGGACUGGUUCUUCAAGUACAAGUUCGAAGAACCGUAUCUGAUGUACCGGCAGUGGCGAGAGUGCACAAAAGCCAUGAUCGCCGGCAGGCAGCCAAGGUACAGGAACCACGUCAAGAUCACCGAGGAGUAUCUUGCCUAUGCUAGACAACGGCUGGCCAACGACAGGAAUUUGGCAAAGCUGUAUAAUCAAAACCAUGGCAUUAUUGCCCUGCGAAACGACUUCCUCGAGUUCAAGCAGAUGAAAGGCUCCGAGGCAGCCAACUUCGAGGCUCUCUACGGCGGAGGUGCAAAGACUGAGGUUACCGGAGACGUCAUCUUGGUGCCAAUUGCCACCAUCGGCUGCGGGAAGACAACGCUUGCUGUUGCCCUGGCACACCUCUUCGGUUGGGGGCAUAUCCAGAACGACAAUAUCACCGGCCCAAAACGUCCGCCAAGGUUUACGAAAGCGGUCCUUGACCAGUUAGAGGAGUGCCAGGCAGUAGUAGCAGACAGGAACAACGCGCAAAAGCACGAGCGGAAGCAGAUCCUUACCGAUGUCAGGCAACAGAGCCUUUCGGCCAAGCUUGUGGCACUCUAUUUCGUCCACGACGACCUAGACGCCGUCAGGAGAGUCACUCAGGAGCGAGUGUUUGCACGCGGGAACAACCACCAGACCAUCCAGGCGGCGACUGACAUGGGCAAAGUCCGGGGAAUCAUGGAGGGAUUCAUCCAGCGCUUUGAGCCAUGCGACCCGGAAAGACCGCCUGACGACGGCUUCGACGCCAUCAUCGACCUCGAGGCCGCCGGGGGGAGCAGGAAGAAUCUCGAGACGGUGAUCCGGGAGCUGCACCGGCUGUACCCUAAAUUCGUGACCGAGGUCCCGCCAGCCGAGAAGAUGGACGAGGCCAUCCAGGUCGCCCUCGAGAGCUACAGCCCCGAGCUCCGGCACACGAUCCCGGACCGCGGCAGCAAGAACAAGAAGCAGCAGCAGAAGCAGCAGCAAGAGCAGCUGCCCCGGCAGCAGAAAAAGAAGGAGCUCGAGUACAUGUCUGUCGACGUGCCCACAAAGGCCGUGCUGGCGGCGCUGGAGAAGGCCUUCGCCGGCGCCACGCCCGAGCAGGCGCGCUUCUUCCGCCAUCUGCAGGGGAGCCGGCGCGUGCAGGCGCGCUUCCACGUGACGCUGAUGCACCGCGCCUCGGUCCGGGAGCGCCCGGAGCUGGGCGAGCUGUGGGAGCGGUACCGGCGCGAGUACGAGGCCGGCUUGGGCUCCUCGGCGGACGGGCGGCUCGGCGUCGUCGACGUCCAGCUCGAGCGCGUCGUGCACGACGACCGCAUCAUGGCCAUCGUCGUGCGGCUGGUCGGGCGCGGGCCGGACGGGGGAGUCGACGGCCGCCCCAGGUGGGAGUGCGUCAACCGCGUGGCGCACGUCACCAUCGGCACCAGGGACGAGAGCGUCAAGCCCAAGGAGAGCAACGACCUACUGGCCCGGUGGCUGGAGCAGGGCAGCGGGGGUGACACGGGGAUCGGGGAGCUGGUUGUCGAGGGGAAACCGUCUGUCGAGGGUGUCGUGAGGGGGGUCCUCUCGAGGUGAUGUGGUGUGUUUGUCUACCCUCUGGCUGGAUUUUUUUUGGGGGGAGGUGACGAUAUAUAGGUAUCGUGUCCCGGCGAAAGUGUGUCAAAAAGGGCGCGAGCUUAUACAAAUAGCAACGUGGAAAUGGCACCUAUUGAAUGCAUCAUUGCCCGUUUUUUGGCAUCUAACUGCCUACCUUACCUACCUACUAAUCUCGUGAAUAAGUCUAACACGAUUGCACUACAUCUGUCUUGAGACCCUUCCUUUCAUUCCUCGGACCGAACUCUUUU